GUUAGGAGCCAGCUUGAUGUCACUGAUCUCGCUUGGAUCGAAAUGUCGAUGUCGACCUAGAGUCCAUUCGUCUCAAAAUCAUAACUGGCUCGACGACGACGGAGAUGACGAGGGAUGGCAGGACAUGCCUGUCGUGAAGGAAGAUGACCUGGCGUGUGCGCUCGACGAGGAGGACCAGAAGAAAUACCACUAUGUACAGCCUGCAAAGAAGAACGCUACGGGUACCACUGGAAACGCCACGGGCAACCUCAUCGAUUUCGACGACACAGGCGUCGAGUGGCGUUCCAAGGCAGAGCAGAACGAGAACGAAUAUACACGCCUGCGGAUAGAAGAGGAGGACGACGCCGACGAGGUCAACCUGCGCACGCGAUACCUCUUUGACGAAGACAAGGCCAUGACACCUCUCAGCCAGAUGCAGACCACCAAGAAUAUGCUCACAGAAGCCCAGCGUAUCGCUUAUGUCGGGUUGUGUGCUCUUACCGCCAAGGAAAUGGUCAAGCAACUGAAGAGGUCCAACAGGAAAGAGCUCAAGCCUGCCGCACAGAACAUGGAAUUAUGGAUGAUGAAGAUCUUGGGCAGACUGUACUACCACAUGGAACUUGAGACUGCAGAGCAAAAGAUGAUUGACAGCUUGGAUUUGCAUGGUGUGCAAGCAAGCGAUCUCGUGCCUUCACUAAUGACCACGCAUACCGUCGCCAAUCCUGAGUACGACCCUGCGGAGGCCAAAAGGCAAGCGGACGCUCAACAACUGAAGCAGGAUGUUCCGGGCGGUGGUAGCCAGCUCACAGAGCCGUCGAAAUCCCCACAGCCAUUGCAGUCGCCAACUCCGACGAGGUCUGCCUUCCAGACCACAUCGCGUGUACUCGAAGGAACUGCUAUUGCAUCUACCUCUCUCCCUGGAGUAACUACCUCGCUCUCGGCUGUCGACAAGGAUGUCACGCUUGAUAUCCGGUGGACAGUUCUGUGCGAUCUAUUCCUCAUCUCAAUUGCAGACAGUGUUUAUGACGCACGCUCUCGGGUACUGCUAGAGAAUGUUGCUCUGAAGCUUGGACUCGGAUGGAUCGAUGUUGCCAAGUUUGAGCGUCGAGUAACUGAAGCACUCGAGAUUCAGGAAGAUGUAGAGAAGAUGGAGAACCAGGAGAUUAUCGACGAUGCAUCGAAAACUCUUCGGAAAAGAAGAUACAUGAUGAUGGGUCUGGCAACUCUCGGCGGUGGUCUCGUCAUCGGGCUUUCGGCGGGCCUACUUGCCCCUGUCAUUGGUGCAGGUCUCGGGGCUGCCUUUGCUACGAUUGGUGUGUCAGGUACAACGGGUUUUCUUGCAGGGGCGGGAGGUGCAGCGGUCAUUACGACUGGUGGUGUCCUCACUGGCUCUGGCAUUGCAGCCCGUGGAAUGGCUAGACGGACUCGGCAGGUCAAAACGUUUGAGGUAUUGCCUUUGCAUAACAACAAGCGAGUUAGCUGUAUAUUAACUGUUCCCGGUUUUAUGAACGGCAAAUUAGACGACGUGCGUCUUCCGUUCAGCGUUCUCGAUCCAAUCGUUGGGGACGUUUUCAGCGUGCUCUGGGAACCGGAAAUGAUUAUGGAAACGGGUAGUGCAAUUAAGAUUCUGACUACGGAAAUCUUGACCCAAAUCGGCCAGACGGUAUUACAGCAUACCGUGAUGACAGCACUGAUGGGUGCUCUCCAAUGGCCAAUCAUAUUAACCAAGUUGGGGUACUUGAUUGAUAAUCCCUGGAAUAAUGCUCUCGACCGUGCGAGAGCCGCUGGUUCUGUGUUGGCACAGCUACUCAUUCAACGUCAUCUUGGCGUCCGACCGAUCACAUUGAUUGGAUUCUCUCUUGGAGCCCGUGUUAUAUUCUACGCGCUCUUGGAGCUUGCCAAGUCUAAAGCUUUUGGUAUCGUACAGGACGUUUUCCUCCUCGGAGGCACCCUUACUGCGUCACAAAGUGCAUGGUAUGAGGUUCGCAGCGUUGUCUCUGGACGGUUUGUGAACGCAUACGCGAGGAACGAUUGGGUUUUAAAUUAUCUGUUUCGUGCCACGAGUGCUGGCCUCAGUUCCGUCGCAGGACUAAGGCCCGUUGAAGACGUCCCGGGUGUGGAGAACGUUGAUGUGACGGAUAAGAUAUCGGGACAUAUGAGUUACAGAACGUUCAUGCCACUGAUUCUUGAUCAACUUGGUUUCCCGGUGUCUGCCGAUUUCUUUGAUGAACCCGUGGAACCUGAAUUCAAAGAGGAAAGAGUAGUUAUACGAGAUGAAGAGUUGGACUCGCAGAAGAAGGGAUGGUUCUCGAGAAAGAAGAAACAACCUCCUCCCAAGGCUUCGCACGUGUCACGACCGCCUUCUGCUGCUACUAUAGAGACCUUCACCAAGACUUCUUCAUCGUCCAGGCCAUCCGAAGAUGACUUGCCACCUCGAAUAGAUGUUACAGACGCACCUGAAUGUGUGGCCGCCACAGACGCCACCGCCACCGGCCCUGAACGGGAGUCAAUUGACUCCACACCAGAAAUACCCAUCCCCGCUGGUUUUGAUCUAGGCGCCAUCAGGAGAGUGAUUGGAGAAUCACAGCAUCACCCUGAAGACAUCCGUAUACCGCAACCUGGACAAGUAUGUGUACAGGCCAAAUCCACGCCACCGCCAGCAGCAUGGCCAACGAUAUCAGCUUCACAGCCGCCACCGCCCCUUCUCGAAGAUUUGACGCCGCCAUGUGAUGAUGUUUCAAAUAGGAGCCAAAAUGUACUCGGCUCCUUAAACACCCGGUUCGCCUCUACGUUGUCCCUACGGGAUGAGGGCACUGGUGACGAUAACAAGGUCGGUGUCUCAGAAGACGAUGGUGAUGUAUCCCGAUCAACUUCGACAUUCAAUUCCCCGCGAAAUUCUCCCGGGAUACCAUUUUCUGCCGCUGACGGACCCAUUUGGACUUCGAAUGGUCCGGUAAACUCGACCGGUACGGCUCUCGCGUUCGGAAACCCAUUUGGGAUGUCGAGCAAGGUGCUUUCGCGUGUGGCGCCUAGCCAGUCCAAUAGGACUUACGCAACGGUACCUGAUCCGUCCGCGUCUCUCUCCUUUGGGUCGUUGGAUGGGACAAUAACGUUGCAGAGCGUGGAGCAAGAUCCGUGGAACAUGCCGGAAGCGGGCAAGUCCUCGAGUUAUCUCUCCAAUCCGUGGUCGACCUAGUGUUGUGGAGUGGAUCCCUACCAUUUUGACUUUUUUUUUUCACUCCCUCAUGAAAGUGCAUACCCAUUCGCCUUACUUUUGUCCACUGCCGCCGCAUCUCCUGAACCUUAAGGUUUGCAUAUUUUCCAUUAUACUAGACCUGUUACUAUACACAUGUUGUAUCAAACUCCAUCACCAUAGCGAUAUAUCAGAGGACACCAAGGAACACAAAGCACGGCUAUGAUACACAGAUGGUGACACCCGUUCGGUCAGAGUGAAUUGUUG
Messenger RNA from Pisolithus orientalis, 3439 nucleotides. RefSeq lists its product as uncharacterized. The coding region runs from base 17 to 3175 and encodes 1052 amino acids. NCBI's taxonomy places the organism in Eukaryota, Fungi, Basidiomycota, Agaricomycetes, Boletales, Pisolithaceae. The transcript is spliced from 6 exons. The record is from RefSeq and is a predicted model, not a curated record.